GUUCUUAACACGCCGACGCCAUUUUCAAUGAAAUCGUAAAAGUCGGAGACACUGCACGGUCCGUAUGUAGAAGUUCUUUGGCUCUAAAUUACACUGCAUUUGGUGUAUUUCGUGCUGCCUAGGGCUCAAUUCUAGAUCCGCACACACACCCGAGCCAAACAGCAGUCAGUGCACACUGGUGUGUAGAGGAGGGCGAAACAAACCGCGCGUGAGCCAGAGCGAGCUGGAUAGCUGACGGGUGGUAUAACAAGUGAGAGAGAAGCCAACAGAGAAAGAAGUGUGCGUGCGUAUGUGUGCGUGAUAGAGAAAAAGAGAGAGAGAGCAAGAGCACAACGUCGAACGACGGGCGUUGUACUUCAUCGUCGUCAUUGUCAUUAUCGUCAUCAUUGUCAUCAUCGGUCAUCGAGCAACCCGAUCGCAGUCAUCGCAGGCUGGUGUGGUGGCUGGCGAAAAUUGCAAAGAAUAAAGGAGGAGAGAGAACGUAGUGCUAGCAACAAUCUUCUUCAUUCCCGUGUCAGCAACAAAUCAAGUGAGCAUCGUUUGGCUCAGCCGUGUGCGUGUGUGUGUGUGUGUGUGUGGUAGCUGCAAGUGUGCAAACUACAGUGACGUGAGUGAGCCCUGCUCGGAGUGCACGGGAGAAGUGUGGAAGAAGGCGAGACCGGCAGGAGUUGUGCAAGUGUCAUUAAAACGGUGAUACACAUCAAGUACAAACAAAAAUCCCCGAAUUCCAACGAGUCGUCCUUUCACGCCCAAAGGGUCAUUUUGGCAAUAGGAAGCGGCAGUGGUGUGUUGUAGUGAGCGAAAUUUUCCAUACUGCGCGUGUGGUGCUAACUAAACUAGACGGCCAAAGGGUGCCAAACUCAUCUACAUCAUCACCGACAUCAUCGUCAUCAUCUGUUACCUGGCCGAGGCACUGGGGAGUUGGUUGCUACAGCCACGCCGCGGUGUGCUUUGUUGAGGAAGCAUUUUUCUCCGCGCUUUCCUCCGUGUGUCGUCGUCACCGUGCGUGCGCCUGCUGAAAAUCGAAGCCGCGAACCACCUCCACCACCACCACCACCACCACCACCACCACCACCACCACCAAUCCGGUCGGUACGAUGACGGAGUACAAACUAGUGGUAGUAGGCGCUGGAGGUGUCGGCAAGUCGGCACUGACCAUACAGCUUAUUCAGAACCAUUUCGUAGAUGAGUACGAUCCGACAAUUGAAGAUUCCUACCGGAAGCAAGUAGUUAUAGAUGGCGAAACGUGUUUGCUGGACAUUCUGGACACAGCCGGUCAGGAGGAGUAUUCCGCGAUGCGUGAUCAGUAUAUGCGAACGGGUGAAGGAUUUCUGCUAGUAUUUGCUGUUAACAGUGCCAAAAGUUUCGAAGAUAUAGGAACCUACAGAGAACAGAUUAAGCGCGUUAAAGACGCAGAAGAGGUGCCGAUGGUGUUAGUUGGCAACAAGUGCGACCUGCAAGCGUGGGCAGUGGAUAUGAACCAGGCCAGAGAUGUGGCGAAACAGUACGGUGUCCCGUUUGUAGAAACCUCCGCCAAAACACGGAUGGGCGUCGACGACGCGUUCUACACGCUAGUGCGCGAAAUUCGCAAAGACAAAGAGAGGGGGAAGAAGAAUCGAAAGCACCACAAACUGGUAUCCAGCAGACGAUUCAAGUGCCAGCUGCUAUAAGGGGCCGCUUGAAAAAAGGGAUCACCGUACGUUACCACCCUCUCUCCCCUUUUCUGCCACCGCAAGCUAGCAAGCCAGCAGCAGCAGCAGUAAUACAGUAUGUCCGCGCCUCGUUUUCUAAUAUUCGACUUAUUCAAUUCGAUACGUGUGUAAGAGAUGGCCGUAGCAAAACAAAGGAAGCAGAGGUAGCAGCAGUAGCAGAACACGGCAAGCCGCCUAUUAUUGAGCCUGGACGUUGUGUCCUGCGUUUCCGGUGCAUCGUCAACCCUGUGCUGCAGGGCCCCACACUAUUUCGCUUUGGUCGCCAGGGCACAGGGUAAAGCGCGAAAUGCUUCAUUCGAGCAGAGGGUAGAGUUGGAAGUUUCACACGCACACACAUCUUUUAAAACGCCGCCAAUCGCCAACCGCGUUUCGCAGUAGCUAGAUAACAACAUUCGGCCAAACCAACUCGACGUGCGACGAGGUGGUCGCAGGGGGAGCGUUAAAGGGAGAGAGGUUCACCCCUCCCCCCGGGAACAGGUGCUUCCAGUGGGAGGGGAGGGGAGGGGCGAGGGGGAUUCGUGGAGCGUUCGUUCGUAACAUUUAGCCAUUUUACCGUGAUUGAUACGCACAAAGCAGAUAGUUUCGUGGUUACAAAUUUAGCAGCAGGAGUUUCAUUUGCCACAUAAAGUGUGGGGUCGCGUUAGGGAGCGGCAGUGCAAUGCACAUGUUUUGAGGGGGGAGGGUGAGGGUGGGAGUUGGGGGUAUACAUUUUGAAGCGGGAAUCUUAGAAGAGUCGCAUCCAACAGUGCGCGCUUUAGACUUGUGGAUGAGGGAAAAAAAUAAUUCCGCUAGUAUAUACCUGCAUUGAAACGCGAAAGGUGCGGAAUGUGGACGGCUGAAACUUUCUCCCUUCUCUCCCUCUCACUCUCUCGCUCUUUCUCCCCGCUAAUUCUCUCUGGCAAACAUCCUUUGCCGGCAGUUACGAUAACACUAAUGUUACAAAACGAAGAAGCAGAAGAAGGAAAAAAAUAUAACAAAUAAGAAGAAACAAGCUGGCGAUAUGUAUAGGCAAUGUUUGUAUCUAAUCUUUGUACCCAGCAACACGGGAGCUAACGUUUCUUCACUUGUCUGCCUGUAAAGAGCGCCAAACAUAAGGAAGGGGUGGUGUAACAUUAAUUACGACCAUUUAGGUAAUCUUAGAUAUCUCUUUUGCUCUUAAACUCAUGUGUCUACUAUCCGAGGAACGAACGCGUGUAAUGAAGUACGAAAGUAUGCACGAAUUUGCGAAAUAAUCCAAAUGCUUUUUUUUUCUCUGGAUGAUGAUGAAGAUGUUGUUUGUUGUUCCUUUACAUAAAAUCAUCCGGACGGUGGUAGUAUAGGCCAAUGGUGUGUGCGUACGCGCGCGCAAGUGUGUGUGUGUGUGUGUGUAUGUGGUUUGGUUAACCUGAUGCAAGGACGAUGCAUUUCACAAGCAAACAUACAUAGAAGAAGCAAAAAAAAUUACGACUCACUGUCCGGAGGACGAAAACGAACAGCUACGGUAAAACAUUCACACAUUCACUGUAACACACGCAAGCACACACACACACACCACGGGUAGGGGAUACGGUAAGGACGACCGGGGCGAGGUGUGCAGGCUAACCGUUAUGCCCGGGUUGUGCAGAAUGCACGGAUGCGUUUGAAUAGAUUAGUAAGAUUUCUAAAAGAAAACCCGCCAGGCAGUGCUCCGACGUGUGUUAGAUAAAGAGAAUUGAGACGGGAAGCAAACGACAUACAUAUACACACACAUCUACAGACACGCAAUCCAUAAAUAAUCCGAUAUUUUAGGUUUUAAUAUUAAUCGAACCAUGAACGCGAAAAGCAGAUGAAAAAAAAGUAUGACAGUAAACAAAACAAACACAACAAAGUUGACCUUAA
Molecule: messenger RNA, 3569 nt
Organism: Anopheles coluzzii
Lineage: Eukaryota; Metazoa; Arthropoda; Insecta; Diptera; Culicidae
Gene: Ras85D
Product: GTPase HRas
Exons: 5
Coding region: 1098-1670 (190 amino acids)
Biological process (GO): Ras protein signal transduction; epidermal growth factor receptor signaling pathway
Cellular component (GO): plasma membrane
Molecular function (GO): GTP binding; GTPase activity; GDP binding
Source: RefSeq, a predicted model, not a curated record